Messenger RNA from Echinops telfairi (small Madagascar hedgehog), 4902 nucleotides. RefSeq names its product ATPase phospholipid transporting 11B (putative) (gene ATP11B). Gene Ontology annotation, cellular component: endoplasmic reticulum; trans-Golgi network; plasma membrane. Gene Ontology annotation, biological process: phospholipid translocation. Gene Ontology annotation, molecular function: magnesium ion binding; ATP binding; ATP hydrolysis activity. The transcript is spliced from 31 exons. The record is from RefSeq and is a predicted model, not a curated record. The coding region runs from base 1 to 3540 and encodes 1179 amino acids. NCBI's taxonomy places the organism in Eukaryota, Metazoa, Chordata, Mammalia, Afrosoricida, Tenrecidae.
AUGGUGAAGGGGUUUGACCCACCACAUCAGAGUGACACCAGGACUAUUUACAUAGCCAACAGGUUUCCUCAAAAUGGCCUUUACACACCUCAGAAAUUUAUAGAUAACAGGAUCAUUUCCUCUAAGUAUACUGUGUGGAAUUUUGUUCCAAAAAAUUUAUUUGAACAAUUCAGAAGAGUGGCAAACUUUUAUUUUCUUAUUAUAUUUUUGGUUCAGCUUAUGAUUGAUACACCCACCAGUCCAAUUACCAGUGGGCUUCCAUUAUUCUUUGUGAUCACAGUGACCGCCAUAAAGCAGGGAUAUGAAGAUUGGUUACGACAUAACUCAGAUAAUGAAGUAAAUGGAGCACCUGUUUAUGUUGUUCGAAGUGGUGGCCUUGUAAAAACUAGAUCAAAAAAUAUUCGGGUGGGUGAUAUUGUUCGAAUCGCCAAAGAUGAAACUUUCCCUGCAGACCUAGUGCUUCUGUCUUCAGACCGACUUGACGGCUCGUGCCAUGUUACCACUGCUAGUUUGGACGGAGAAACGAACCUGAAGACACACGUGGCAGUUCCCGAAACAGCAGUAUUACAGACCGUUGCCAAUUUGGACACCCUGGUGGCUGUGAUAGAGUGCCAGCAACCAGAAGCCGACUUAUACAGGUUCAUGGGAAGAAUGAUAAUAACUCAGCAAAUGGAAGAAAUCGUAAGACCCCUGGGCCCAGAAAGUCUCUUGCUUCGUGGAGCCAGAUUGAAAAACACAAAAGAAAUUUUUGGGGUUGCCGUGUACACUGGAAUGGAAACGAAAAUGGCCUUAAAUUACAAGAGUAAGUCACAGAAGCGAUCUGCAGUAGAAAAGUCAAUGAACACAUUUUUGAUAAUUUACCUAAUAAUCCUUAUUUCUGAAGCCAUCAUCAGUACUAUCUUGAAAUACACGUGGCAAGCUGAAGAAAAAUGGGAUGAGCCUUGGUACAACCAAAAAACAGAGCAUCAGAGAAAUAGUAGUAAGAUUCUGAGAUUCAUUUCAGACUUUCUUGCUUUUUUGGUACUAUAUAAUUUUAUCAUUCCAAUUUCAUUAUACGUGACAGUCGAAAUGCAGAAAUUUCUUGGAUCGUUUUUUAUUGGCUGGGAUCUCGAUCUCUAUCAUGAAGAAUCAGAUCAGAAAGCCCAGGUCAAUACUUCAGAUCUGAAUGAAGAGCUGGGACAGGUGGAGUAUGUGUUUACCGAUAAAACUGGUACACUAACGGAGAAUGAGAUGCAGUUUCGGGAAUGUUCACUCAAUGGCAUAAAAUACCAAGAAAUCAACGGUAGACUUGUACCUGAAGGUCCAACACCAGACUCUUCAGACGGAAACUUAUCUUACCUCAGUAGUUUAUCCCAUCUUAACAACUUAUCUCAUCUUACAACCAGUUCUUCUUUUAGAACCAGUCCUGAAUAUGAACUUGAACUAAUUAAAGAACACGGCCUCUUCUUUAAGGCAGUCAGCCUCUGUCACACGGUACAGAUAAGCAAUGUUCAGACUGAUGGCAUUGGUGAUGGUCCCUGGCAAUCCACCCUCACACCCUCCCCCUUAGAGUAUUAUGCCUCGUCUCCAGAUGAAAAGGCUCUAGUGGAAGCUGCUGCAAGAAUUGGCAUUGUAUUUAUUGGCAAUUCUGAAGAAACUAUGGAAGUUAAAAUACUUGGAAAAUUGGAACGGUACAAACUACUUCAUGUCCUGGAGUUUGACUCAGAUCGUAGAAGAAUGAGUGUCAUUGUUCAGGCACCUUCAGGUGAGAAGUUUUUAUUUGCUAAAGGAGCUGAAUCAUCAAUCCUCCCUAGAUGUAUAGGUGGAGAAAUUGAGAAAACAAGAAUUCAUGUAGAUGAAUUUGCUCUGAAAGGGCUCAGAACUCUAUGUAUAGCCUAUAGACAGUUUGCACCUAAAGAAUAUGAAGUAAUAGAUAGACGCCUAUUUGAAGCCAGGACUGCCUUGCAACAACGGGAAGAGAAAUUGGCCGACGUCUUCCAGUUCAUAGAGAAAGACUUGAUUCUACUUGGAGCUACAGCAGUAGAAGAUAGACUACAAGAUAAAGUUCGAGAAACAAUUGAAGCAUUAAGAAUGGCUGGUAUUAAAGUGUGGGUACUUACUGGUGAUAAACAUGAAACUGCUGUUAGUGUCAGUUUAUCAUGUGGACAUUUUCACCGAACCAUGAACAUUCUUGAACUUACAAACCAGAAAUCAGACAGUGAGUGUGCUGAACAAUUAAGGCAACUUGCCAGAAGAAUUACAGAGGAUCAUGUGAUUCAGCACGGCCUGGUCGUGGAUGGGACCAGCCUAUCUCUUGCACUCAGGGAGCAUGAAAAAUUAUUUAUGGAAGUUUGCAGAAAUUGCUCAGCUGUAUUGUGCUGUCGUAUGGCACCGCUGCAGAAAGCAAAAGUAAUAAGACUGAUAAAAAUCUCACCUGAAAAACCCAUAACAUUGGCUGUUGGUGAUGGUGCUAAUGAUGUAAGCAUGAUACAAGAAGCACAUGUUGGAAUAGGAAUCAUGGGUAAAGAAGGAAGACAGGCUGCGAGAAACAGUGACUAUGCAAUAGCCAGAUUUAAAUUCCUCUCCAAGUUGCUCUUUGUCCACGGUCAUUUUUACUAUAUUAGAAUAGCAACCCUUGUACAGUAUUUUUUUUAUAAGAAUGUGUGUUUUAUCACACCCCAAUUUUUAUAUCAGUUCUACUGUUUGUUUUCUCAGCAGACCCUGUAUGAUAGCGUGUACCUGACUUUGUACAAUAUUUGUUUCACUUCUCUGCCUGUUCUCAUGUAUAGUCUUUUGGAACAGCAUAUAAACCCUCAUGUGUUACAGAGCAAGCCCACUCUCUAUCGAGACAUUAGUAAAAACUGCCAUCUAAGCAUUAAAACAUUUCUUUACUGGACCAUGCUCGGUUUCAGCCAUGCCUUCAUUUUCUUUUUUGGAUCCUAUUUUCUAAUAGGGAAAGAUAUCUCUCUGCUUGGAAAUGGCCAGCCGUUGAAACCUAACCAUCAAAUGAUGUUUGGAAACUGGACAUUUGGCACAUUGGUCUUCACUGUCAUGGUCAUUACAGUUACAGUGAAGAUGGCUUUAGAAACUCACUUCUGGACCUGGAUCAAUCAUCUUGUGACCUGGGGGUCAAUCAUCUUUUAUUUUGUGUUUUCCUUGUUUUAUGGAGGGAUUCUCUGGCCAUUUGUGGGGUCCCAGAAUAUGUACUUCGUGUUUAUUCAGCUCCUGUCAAGUGGUUCUGCUUGGUUUGCCAUAAUACUCAUGGUUGUUACGUGUCUGUUUGUUGACAUCGUAAAGAAAGUAUUCGACCGACAGCUCCAUCCUACAAGUACUGAAAAGGCACAGCUUACUGAAGCAAAUUCAAGUGUCAAGUGCUUGGACUCCAUGUGCUGUUUCUCAGAAGGAGAGACAGCGUGCGCAUCUGUUGGAAGAAUGCUGGACCGAGUGAUAGGAAGCUGUAGUCCAGCCCACAUCAGCAGAUCAUGGAGUGCUUCGGAUCCUUUCUGUACCAGCGACAGGAGCAUCUUGACUCUCUCCACAAUGGACUCGUCUACUUGUUAACGGGCAGUAGCUCUUGGUGGGAGCCAGUUCAACUCCUUUCCUAAAACGCAGUGUGAGUGCCCUCCAGUGGCCACACUCGCGCUGUAAAAGUUCCUCCUGGCGUCUCUUGAGUAGUCCAGGCCCACUCAGAGUGGCAGUGACAGACACACAGAAAGCGUUCACUUGAAUCCGCACACGUGGACACUGGCCCCGGCGGAGGCCUGUCCCCUUCCGUCCCCGGUUGCGUCAUCCCCUGGUCUCGGGACUCCUCAGGGCAUCUCUGCCUGUUGCUGAGGCCACUGUGUUUUGAUAUCAAAGAAGCAAAAGGGAGAUAAUGAACUCCUCGCUGCGUGUAUUUUUUAGCAUUAGUUUGUUUAUUGACUCUUCUAUUUAAAUCUGCUUCUGUAAAUUAUGCUGAAAAGUUUGCCUUGAAAACUAUUUUUCUAUUAGAGUUCUAUUUGAAGCUUUCCAUUGGGAUAGCUUAUGUGAACAGUGAGGAAUCACGGUUCCUCCCUGACCAUGCUGGUACCUCACGGAGGUGGACGCAGCAUGUGCAGGAAAUGCACGCCCGCUGGAAAGCCCUGGAGCCCGGCCAGUGAAGUUCGCCAUAGAGCGGUCAACCCUGCCCACCGUCUUAGGGAUCAAUCAGGAAUCAUGUCCAUUCACCAAGUUUCAAAUUGAUGUUUCCUAAUCAUAUUUUUGUAGCAGGCUGUGAAGAACCUAUAGUGGGUAAAUUAGGUGCCAUUAGCAUAAUAUUAAUUUAAUGUGUUCAUUAUUGGAUUUUUUGCAUGCAUUCAUCUGGUUCACAUAUUUAAGUUUGCUUUUUUUUCCCUCUCCCCCUCUCUCUAUCCAUCCUGAAGGCUCUGUUUGUGAUACUUUAUAACAAUGUUGUAAAGUUCAGAUUUAUCAAUAAACAAGUUUGGGCAGUAUUUAAAUAUUGAAAACACUCUUAAUUUAUAUAAAUACAGCUGGGUGGUUAAAUUGAUAUGAAAAGAGCCUCUUUCUAUGGCCAGUUUAGAAUUCCUCCCGCCUUUCCAAGAGCUAGGCUCGAGAAUGCAGGAUUUCAAGUGGAAAAUCUUACUCUUUGAAACUUAUAUGUUAUCUGAACUAUAGCAGGCUCCCACAGGAAAGCAAAAUCUACCCAGUGCCCCAUUUUAAGGUAUGUUUUCAGGCAUGAUUGUAAAAUAUAAAUGACAAAAUCUACAAUGCUCAAUUUGUGUGGGUGAGCACCAAUACAUUAAAAUGCUAAAAAUGUUUCAUCAGGACCAUGUGACUGUAUUUAAUUCAUUGCACUUCUAAGACUUAAUUUGUAUCCCAAACUUAUGUAAAUUCAGCAUUGUCAUUUGUUUUGAUAAAAAGUAAAGUUGAUUUAAAAUUUGGAAA